Messenger RNA from Charadrius vociferus (killdeer), 420 nucleotides. RefSeq names its product ribosomal protein S19 (gene RPS19). NCBI's taxonomy places the organism in Eukaryota, Metazoa, Chordata, Aves, Charadriiformes, Charadriidae. The record is from RefSeq and is a predicted model, not a curated record. The transcript has a single exon.
AUGCUCCACAUCACAGUGAAAGACAUAAGCCAGCAGGAGUUUGUUAGAGUCUGGCUGCCUUAAUCAGAAAAAAAGUCUGGUGAGCUGAAGAUUUCCAGAUGGGUUUAUAAAGAUAAAAAUAACAGUCUGUGUCCUUCCCCCUAUGAUGAGAAAUAAUUCCAUGUCGGCAGUGCUUCCACAACAUACCACCUGCACUGCCACCAGGGCAUGUUCCAUGCCAGAGAGUCACUAAUGAUCAUGAGCAACAGUGAACGGGACUCCGUGAAUUCGGCAGGAGCUCUGUGCUGUGCCUCAAAGAGGGAAAUAGUGUUGCAGAAUAAGAAGGUAUCUCCAGGAAAGAGAACUCGAUCCAACCAGCAAAGUCCGUUGAUACCACAGGCAUUAUGGGCAGGGAAAACUUCAGGUAAUGGUUUGGACUGA